GGGCUCCUUCGGGCAGCCGCAGACCGGCGUCCCAGCAGGACCAUUGGCUGCUGCUCCUCUUUGAGCCUGGCUCGUCCGCGCCCCGCGAUGGAGCAGCACGCCCGCCGGGAGCGCCAGCUGCCAAGCUCUGCUCACCAGAUAGAAACAGAUGACAGAACAGCCUUGGUUUGUAAACCUAGGACUAAAGGAGGAAACAGUGAUCUCCCAUCAGCUGGUUUUAAUGUUAUCAACUCUAUCAUAGGAUCGGGAAUAAUAGGAUUGCCUUAUUCAAUGAAGGAAGCUGGUUUUCCAUUAGGAGUAUUGCUUUUAGUUGGUGUUGCCUAUAUCACAGAUUAUUCCAUUAUAUUACUGAUUAAAGGAGGAAACCUCUCUGGUACAAACAGCUACCAAGAACUGGUCAAUAAAUCGUAUGGUUUUAUAGGAUACCUAAUUCUCUCAAUACUACAGUUUUUAUAUCCAUUUAUUGCCAUGAUUAGUUACAACAUAAUAACAGGAGACACUUUGACUAAAGUUUUUCAAACAAUUCCUGGAGUUGGUCCAGAUAACUUACUUACUUACCGCCAAGUCAUUAUUCUAUGUAUUACUAUCAUCUUUACCCUGCCUAUGUCUCUCUAUCGUGACAUAGCAAAACUGGCAAAGGUAUCUUUUAUUUCUUUGAUUUUAACAACUGUAAUCCUGAUCAUCGUGAUGAUAAGGGCAGCUACCCUUAGCCCACUGGUACCCAAAACAGAGAAUGCCUGGAUAUUUGCAAAGUCUAAUGCAAUACAAGCCAUUGGGGUGAUGUCAUUUGCAUUCGUUUGCCAUCAUAACAGCUUUUUAAUCUAUGGCUCUUUGGAAGAACCCACUCUGAGUAACUGGUCUCGCAUCACUCAUCUGUCUGUCUCACUCGCUCUGUUUGUCAGUGUGGUGUUUGCUGUAUGUGGAUAUGUGACAUUUACUGGCUACACAGAAGGAGAUAUAUUUGAAAACUAUUGCAGAGACGAUGAUCUUGCUACAUUUGGAAGGUUUUGCUAUGGAGUCACUAUAAUCCUGACUUUCCCCAUUGAAUGUUUUGUAACUAGAGAAGUAAUUGCCAAUGUGUUUUUCAGUGGGACCCUUACCACCAUUUUCCAUGUUGCUGUGACAGUAAUUGUUGUUGCUGUAGCCACAAGCAUCUCUUUAGUGUAUGAUUGCCUUGGAAUAGUUUUAGAGCUGAACGGGAUUCUCAGUGCUACUCCACUUGUUUUUAUCAUCCCAACAGCAUGUUAUCUGAAGCUGUCUGAAGAGCGAUGGAACCAUUCAGAUAACCUCAUAUCCGGCCUGAUUCUUACUGUUGGUGUGUUACUGAUGACAGUGGGAUUUGUUAUGACUAUCUUGCAUCCCCAAGAAUGUAGCCAUGGAAAAGAAAUGGUCUACUGCUUCCCUAAUAAUGCCUCUCUUUACAACAGUACACUUCCACCUUUUUAGCCAAUUUACCAGUCCUGAGUCUAAAGGGCCUGUCAUCAGUGCAUAGUAAUUUAAAUAUGACUGGGACAGAGUCCUCUUAUGUUUUCGUACUGACUAAGAAUCUUAAACUGUACAACUGUAUUUGUGUAUCGUGUUUUAUGCUAUUGUCUUUUUCUAGAUGAGAAAUAAGCUUUGACUUUUAAGAUUGCAUUGCAUCAAACCUGACUCUUCAGUAGAGUCUCACUAAAUUGGAUGUAUAACUCGAAAACCAAUUGCUAAGGAUGUAAUUUAGCAAAUUUGCAAAUUUGUAAUCAAAUACAAUUAAAAAACAUAGAUUAGGCAUCUCAAAGUGUACUUUCUCUAGUCAUUUAACAAAUGGAGUUUUAAUUACUUUUGAUAACUUUUCACAGAAUACUAGUAAACAUACUCUAGUAUAUUUUCUAAAAGUCCUGAAACUGUAUUAUUAAGAGACCUAACCAUACCACUCUGCUAUUAAAUCUUUGCUGAGAAGUGGGGAUAGCCCCACUUCUACAGUAGUGUAUCUGUAAUGUAUCUGGCUUAGAGUGAAAAUCACCUUGGUGCAGAGGACCAAUACAAAUGCAAGACCUGUGCAUUUAAAUAGGGUUUAAGUGGGACUUUUAUUGUGCAGAGAACCAACACAGUCUGUGCACAAGUGCAGUUUUACUCAUUGAAUAGUGAAUUACAAGGUUGUUUGCUGUGUUCUUAUUAAAAGGAUUUUAUAUGAAUAAAAUAGCAUUGGUAUUUUUUAAAAUGAUUGACAAUAUAGUCUGCUUUAAAAGCGUUACUAUGAGAUUGACAGAAUAGAAAUUGUAGUUUACAGGAAUCAUAAUUUACCUUAAAUUCAUAAGUGAACUUAUUGCUUAUGAAACCCGAUGGUGAUAAUGCUGUAAUUUGAGCAGGUGCUGUCUGAUCUUCCCCAUGGAUUUCUGCCAGUGAACUUAAAUCUCAAAUUCCAUGUCUCUCUUCAGUACGUUCCAUUUGUUCAGCAGAACUCUACCCCAUCUGAAACAAAUGGCAGAAUCAUAUAAAUGCCCAAGCUCACUUUCAUUUAGAGGAUUUAUAUCAGGGUCUAUAGAAGACUAGUGAACUAGGAAUUCACAUGUAAAUAAUGUGAAGGGUGGGCCUGGCUCCCCAUUUUAUUGCUGAGCGCUUGUUUUGCAUCCAGAUCAAAUGGUUUGAUCACCUACUUGGCUGAAUCUCUGUUUUCAUUAUCUUAAGGUCUUUAUGCUACCUCAGCCAGAGAUGCUUUGAUACUGCUCAACAUUUUCAAACCUGCAUGCAUAAGUUAGGUUUCGAAAUCCAUAUCUAGAAAGCUAAACAGGAGUGGUCUGAUUUUCAGAAUUGCUGAGCCCACCUGCAAGUCCCAUUGACUUCAAAAGAAAACUUCUGGUCAGGAUGUAGGACCUGAGGGCAUGGCUAUACUUGCAAGUUAGAGCGCAUUAAAGCAGCCCCGGGGGCCCUAAAUCACGACCCGUCCACACUGGCAAGGCACUUAGAACGCCUGGACUCUGCAGCUGGAGUGCUCCUGGUAAUCCGCCUCCAUGAGAAGCUUAACACUUGGUGCGCCUUGGCUGAAACGCCCGGGCGUCAGUGUGAACGAGGUGUUGCAUUACUGCGCUGUGAUCAGCCUCCAGAAACGUCCCAUAAUCCCCUUAAGUCAAGUGACCACUCUUGUCAUUGUUUGGAAUUGCUGCAGGAAUGCGGAUAUCCCCUUUCAAACCUCUGUUUCUGAAAGCCAGCAUGCUUAUCUGCUCCGGGACAAAGCAAACCAUUACUGUGGAAUGCUGUGUGUGAGAGAGAGAGGUGGGAGGAGGGGGGAUCUGCUGCUGUCUGAACUUACAAGACAGCAUGCUGACAUGUUCUCAGCCCCCCAAAACCCACUCUCUCUCCCCCCACAUACACACUCCCUGUUACACUCCACCCUAUCCCCCCAUUUGAAAAGCACGUUGCAGCCACCUGCAUGCUGGGAUAGCUACCACAAUGCACUGCUCUCUGUGGCCAUUGCAAGAGCUGCUAAUGUGGACACACCAGUGCGCUUGAAUCUGACAGUGUGGACAGACUGCAGCGCUUUCCCUACUGCGCUCUUCGAGGGCUGGUUUAACUCACAGCACUCUAAAUUUGCAAGUGUAGUCAUGCCCUAAGUUAGGCAUCCAGGUUUGAAAAUUUUGCCCACUGUCCUUAUUGCUUGAAAAACAAUUUCAAUCAAAACUUUUUAACCUACACGUUUGCUAUUAUGGUAGAAGGCACUAGAUGAUGUUGUUACACAUAGUUUUACAAGUUGUUUUUCUUACUCUGUGAGCACUGUUCAGUCUCUGAAGAAAUCUUUGUACUGUAGUUAGUUUUGUAAUGUAGCUUCUUUAUGGGGAAGGUGGGAAGCUGUUGCAAGAAUCAGGGGAGUUUACACACUGCCUUAAUCUCCCUAUCCAGAGUUAAUUAUGAGGACAGAAUUACUCCAUGAGAGCCAGGCAUUGGUGUUUUGGUUGAAAUUACUGAAGACAGGAUUUGCCUGCAUGCUUUUGUGACUUACCUCUAUUCCCGGAUUGCUGUAUAGAGUGUAAAUAAAUAAGUUGCACUAAGAAAAUACCCAGGCCCAGUGUUGCUCAACCUGAAAGGCCCUGACUUCUACUAUCUCUUGGCAAAGGAUGUGACCAUAUGUAUUUUAGCAGUUUAGAUUCUGCCCAAUUGAUAAAUUUGUAUCUGAUUUUGUUUAGACUUUUCAAUAAAAGGAACAUUCUCUGUUUUGUCA
Molecule: messenger RNA, 4192 nt
Organism: Malaclemys terrapin pileata
Lineage: Eukaryota; Metazoa; Chordata; Testudines; Emydidae
Gene: SLC38A11
Product: solute carrier family 38 member 11
Exons: 12
Coding region: 88-1446 (452 amino acids)
Biological process (GO): amino acid transmembrane transport
Molecular function (GO): amino acid transmembrane transporter activity
Source: RefSeq, a predicted model, not a curated record